Epinephelus moara (kelp grouper) is the source of this 549-nucleotide messenger RNA. RefSeq names its product galactose-specific lectin nattectin-like. The transcript has 6 exons. Lineage: Eukaryota; Metazoa; Chordata; Actinopteri; Perciformes; Serranidae. Gene Ontology annotation, molecular function: signaling receptor activity. The record is from RefSeq and is a predicted model, not a curated record. The coding region runs from base 1 to 489 and encodes 162 amino acids.
AUGGCAUCAAGUCUUCUUCUCAUUGUGGUCCUCUGUUUGACCAGUGGACUGUGGAUUGGAGCAAAUGCAUCAUGUGAAGAUCACUGCUGCAAAAGUUGCCCUCCUGGUUGGGCUCACUUUGGCAAACGGUGUUUGCAGUUCCACCACACUGAAAAGACCUGGUCUCACGCCGAGCAUUUCUGCACCACUAUUGGUGGAAAUCUGGCAUCCAUCCACACCAAAGCUGAUUACGAGUACCUCAGAAAUAUGAUUUUCAGACUGACUGGUGCACAUACAACCACUUGGCUUGGAGGCUACGAUGCAUCAGGCGAAGGCGUGUGGCUGAAUAGUGAUGGUUCACCAUUUACCUUCAAAGACUGGGGCACAGGGGAGCCCAACAACAGUGGUGGAAAAGAACACUGCAUGGAGAUUAACUUUGAAGGAAAGAGUGUUGUCAACGACAUUAGUUGCGAUCACAAGAGUUCUUUUGUCUGCGCCAGACAUGUAUAAUCACUCCACCACUCCACUUCGCCAUGGUGGGGUCACAUCCCCACUGACGAUGUCACUUGA